CCAGACACAUAUCAUAUGCCUAUUGUUCAUUGUGUGUGUCGUCUUACAGGUGACGGUAAUUUGCAUCUAAACGUGGUAACAUCACAAAGAAACGAAGAACUGGCUCGCAUGAUCGAGCCGUUCAUUUACAAGUGGACGUCCAAGUACCGCGGAAGUGUCAGCGCCGAGCACGGGAUCGGUUUGGCAAAAACGCAAUUCCUGGAGCAAACGAAGAGUAAGUCGGCCAUCGACCUUAUGCGGAGUCUGAAAAAUACCAUGGACCCAAAGUGUAUACUGAACCCUUACAAAGUGAUCCCGGCCUUGGCGGCCAGCGAUCAGUAAUCCGGGAUUUGAAAAAAAACCAAUAUUUAUAAUAUAGCUUAUACGUCGAAUGUGGUAAUAAACUUUGGUACGUACCUUA
This is a messenger RNA of Acyrthosiphon pisum (pea aphid), 400 nucleotides long. Its product is annotated as putative D-2-hydroxyglutarate dehydrogenase, mitochondrial. Gene Ontology annotation, cellular component: mitochondrion. NCBI's taxonomy places the organism in Eukaryota, Metazoa, Arthropoda, Insecta, Hemiptera, Aphididae. The coding region runs from base 16 to 321 and encodes 101 amino acids. The record is from RefSeq and is a predicted model, not a curated record. The transcript has a single exon. Gene Ontology annotation, molecular function: catalytic activity; flavin adenine dinucleotide binding.